Molecule: messenger RNA, 3557 nt
Organism: Hevea brasiliensis (rubber tree)
Lineage: Eukaryota; Viridiplantae; Streptophyta; Magnoliopsida; Malpighiales; Euphorbiaceae
Product: AUGMIN subunit 5
Exons: 10
Coding region: 698-3085 (795 amino acids)
Biological process (GO): spindle assembly
Cellular component (GO): spindle microtubule; HAUS complex
Source: RefSeq, a predicted model, not a curated record
AGAGGCCAACACAAGUAUUCAUAAAUUGAAAUUAUAUUCGAGUGAAAUUAUCAUUUCAUAAUUGGAAAAAAAAAAUAUUUACUUAUGGAUUUGAUUUAUGAAGAAUGUCAGUGAUCUUAACGCCACCAAAAACCAGAUGAAUCGGCAACAUCAAAGACCAGUUGCGGUAGGACCAAAGGUUUGCUGCAAAUUGAUGAUUACGUCAAUAAUACACAAAUUCAUAUCUUGACAGCGGGACCUCCAUUUUGAAUAUUCUUCUCUUUUCUCUCCUUUAAUCCUAUUCAUCUUCAUUUUCACUUUCUUUCUUUCUUUCUUCUUCUUCUUCUUCUCGUUGCUGGCCACUUCCCUACCCACAUUUGUCAGAUCUGUUUGUCUUCUUCCUCCCUGUCUAUUCAAAUCUAGUUUUUUUUUUUUUUCUUUUUCUUUAUCUCCAUCUGUAUAUUCAUUCCUACGCAGGCUUAGCUCUGAUUUGAAUUCAAUCCCAAAUCAAACCUAGAUUCAUGCCAAAUGCCCAGCUCACGAAGCUUAAAACAUGCUUUUCUACCAUCUCUCACGAGGAAACUCGUGUUAUAAGCUUUUUUUUUUUUUUUUGUCCCUGUUAAAAUUUCCCUCAAUUUUCAAUCUCCGGGUUCGAGAAGAAUGCCUAUCAAGUCUUAGAUAUCACUGACGGAAAGCCAGACUCUGAAGAUUUUCAACAAUGCAGAGCUCAGGUAACUCAGUAGCGCAACCCCAGGCCAUAUUGGAGUGGCUUCAAAAAGAGAUGGGGUACAGACCGUUGGGACCCUACAAUGCCUCUACGAACAAAACCCAGUUGCCCUCCGUUGAUGCGCUUCGUAAGAUUUUCCGUGGAAACAUGAUACCGAUUUGGAGUUUCUUAAUAAAGAGAGUGAAAUCCGAGAAAACUGUGGAGAAUAUAAGGAAGAAUAUCAUGGUGCAUGGUGGUGUUGAGAGUGGCAGUUCGGUGAAUUCGGGGAAAGAGGAGACUCGGAGCAAAGGAGGGAGGAGGAAGGAAAAAUUGGUUGGGGAGAGUUCUAGCUCGGCAGGGAGUCGGGAAGCUGCUUUGCAAGAGAGGGAUUUGGCAGCAAAGGAGGUGGAGAGGUUGAGGAACAUUCUGAGGAGGCAGAGGAAGGAUUUGAGGGCUAGAAUGAUGGAGGUCUCUAGAGAAGAGGCUGAGAGGAAGAGAAUGCUAGAUGAGCGUGCAAAAAACAGGCAUAAGCAGGUGAUGUUGGAGGCUUAUGAUCAGCAGAGUGAUGAAGCAGCAAAAAUAUUUGCAGAGUAUCAUAAACGUCUUUGUCACUAUGUUAAUCAAGCAAGGGAUGCUAAACGGACAAGUGUUGAUUCUUCCAUUGAAGUAGUUAGCAGCUUCAGGAUGAACAGUGACAAGGAUGCUGUCUAUUCAACUGUUAAGGGCACCAAAUCUGCAGAUAAUGUUAUCCUUAUUGAAACAACUAGGGAAAGAAAUAUUCGGAAGGCAUGUGAAUCUCUUGCAGCUCAUAUGAUUGAGAGAAUAUGCAACUCUUUUCCAGCCUAUGAAGGAAGUGGCAUUCAUUUGAAUCCUCAAUUAGAAGCAUCCAAGAUAGGCAUUGAUUUUGAUGGGGAACUACCCAAUGAACUUAGAACUGUCAUUGUGAAUUGCUUGAAGAAUCCUCCUCAAUUACUUCAGGCAAUUACUGCAUAUACUUUAUGGCUGAAAACGCUGAUUUCUAGAGAAAUAGAGAAAAUUGAUGUUAGAGCUGAUGCAGAAACCUUAAGAUACAAGUAUGAGAAUAACCGAGUAAUGGAUAUUUCUUCUCCUGAUGUGAACUCACCAUUAAAUUAUCAACUUUAUGGCAAUGGAAAGGUUGGAACAGAUGUGCCCUCUAGAGGAAGCCAAAAUCAACUUCUAGAAAGACAGAAAGCUCAUGUUCAGCAAUUUUUAGCUACUGAAGAUGCAUUAAACAAAGCUGCAGAAACUAGGGAUAUGUGUCAAAAGCUCAUAAAAUGCUUGAAUGGAAGUGGUGGGGUAGUUUCAUCUCACUCACUUGGUGUUGGAGGCACAUCACAGAACAUAGGCGGUCUCAGGCAAUUUGAGUUGGAGGUUUGGUCAAAGGAGAGAGAAGCUGCUGGACUUAGGGCAAGCUUGAGUACCUUGAUGUCUGAAAUCCAACGGUUGAAUAAAUUGUGUGCCGAGAGGAAAGAGGCUGAAGAUUCUUUGAGAAGGAAGUGGAAGAAAAUUGAAGAGUUUGAUGCACGCAGAUCUGAACUUGAAACCAUAUAUACUGCUUUACUGAAGGCUAACAUGGAUGCUGCUGAAUUUUGGAAUCAACAGCCAUUUUCUGCUAGGGAAUAUGCAUCAAGUACUAUCGUUCCAGCAUGUACAGUUGUUGAGAAUAUUGCAAACAAUGCGAAAGAUCUUAUUGAUCAAGAAGUUAAUGCCUUCUCACGGAGUCCUGAUAAUAGCCUUUACAUGCUUCCUUCAACCCCUCAGGCACUUUUGGAGUCCAUGGGUUCUAGUGGAUCUGCAGGACCUGAAGCUCUUGCUGUUGCUGAGAAAAAUGCUGCUUUAUUGACAGCAAGAGCUGGUGCUAGGGAUCCAUCAGCAAUUCCAUCCAUAUGUCGUGUAUCUGCUGCUGUUCAGUAUCCUGCUGGUUUGGGGGGUUUUGAUGCUGGUUUGGCAUCAGUAUUGGAGUCUCUGGAGUUUUGUUUGAAACUUCGUGGCUCUGAGGCUAAUGUAUUGGAGGACUUGGCAAAAGCAAUCAAUCUUGUCCAUAUGCGACAGGAUCUUAUUGAAAGUGGUCAUGCAUUGUUGAAUCAUGCAUACCGUUCUCAACAAGAAUAUGAAAGGACGACAAAUUUUUGUCUUAGUUUGGCCUCUGAGCAAGAGAAAAUUGUCACAGAGAAAUGGUUGCCUGAACUUAAAGCAGCAAUUUUGAAUGCUCAGAAGUGCUUGGAAGAUUGCAAACAUGUGAGAGGUUUGCUUGACAGGUGGUGGGAGCAGCCAGCAUCUACUGUUGUUGACUGGGUUACUGUUGAUGGGCAAAAUGUUGUUGCUUGGCAUAAUCAUGUCAAGCAACUUCUUGCAUUUUAUGAUAAAGAACUACUAUGAAUAAGAUCUGAGCGCCAGCAUUACAGAAAUCUCAGUUGCCCACAUAUUUUGCCAUGGUUGUUUCAAUAUGUGAAAUCUUUUGGAGCACGGGAUACACUUUGCAAUGCAAGUGAAGACAACUUGGAGGGUAUCGUUUAAUUUGGCAUUCAGGGUAAGAGGUAGUUGGGAUGCCAGUCAAGGCGUCAUCCAUUGGUUCCAUUGAUUUAGAAUGUAGAGAUAGGGUAAGGGUCUCGAAUGAUUGAAUUUGAAGUGUUUACAAUUGGUUCUUUUUGUACAGAAUGAAUCUUCAUAAUAAUUUCUUGUACGAUAGGUCGUAUGUUGUUCUUGGGUGGUGAUUGGGUCGCUCAUCCAUUGUUGUUCAAAAGUUUGAGGCUUUUGAAUAUUGCCCAUCAAAGGGUUGUAAUCAGCAAUUUGUAUUUUGUAGCUUAAUUGUCAUUGUUCAAUUUAAUCGAUAGUUGCUAUGAUUAUGGCA